AUGAAGAGAUCCCCUCCUCCUCCUCCUCCUCAGCCAUCUCCUUCUUCUUCGCCGGCAUGCUCGCUGUCGCCGUCGCCGUCGUCUCCUUCCUCCUCCGACUCGUCCUCGAUCGCCAUUCCCCGCAAGCGGGCGCGGACGCAGAAGGCCGGGAGCGCCAAGGCCAAGGCGGCGCCCAAGCGGGCCAAGAAAGACGCGAGCAGGAGCAGCAAGGAGUCUGACGCCUCCGCCAAUGGCGCCGCCGCGGCAGGGAAGAGGAGCUCCAUCUACAGAGGGGUCACAAGGCACAGGUGGACGGGCAGAUUCGAGGCACACCUCUGGGACAAGAACUGCUUCACUUCCAUCCAGAACAAGAAGAAAGGGAGGCAAGGGGCUUAUGAUACAGAGGAGGCAGCUGCUCGUGCUUACGAUCUUGCAGCUCUCAAAUAUUGGGGCCCUGAAACCACACUGAAUUUCACUGUGGAUGAGUACGCGAAAGAGAGGUCGGAGAUGGAGGGGGUGUCACGGGAGGAGUACCUCGCCGCCCUCCGCCGCCGGAGCAGCGGCUUCUCAAGGGGGGUCUCCAAGUACAGGGGCGUCGCCAGCUUCGUGUGUCGAAAAAAGUCCAACCUGGCCGACAGCAGGCCGCCGGUUUGGAAAUUCGACUGGAAUUCACAGAAACGGCUCAACAAUAUGCACCACCACAAUGGGCGGUGGGAGGCGCGAAUUGGGCGGGUGCUGGGGAACAAGUACCUAUACCUGGGAACCUUUGAUACCCAAGAGGAAGCAGCCAGGGCCUAUGAUCUUGCGGCCAUCGAAUACCGAGGCGCCAACGCCGUAACCAACUUCGACAUUAGCCGCUACCUGGACCAGCCACAGUUACUGACACAACUGGAGCAGGGGCCACAGGUGGUGCCAGCAUUGCAAGAGGAGCUUCAACAUGAUCACCAAAGUGACAAUGCAGUCCAAGAGCUCAACUCAGGUGAAGCGCAGAAACCAGGUAGCGUCAACGAGCCCAUUGCAGUGGAUGACACAGACAACACCGGAGACAUGGGUGCCCCCCUUGUGUUUGACAGCGGCGUCGAGGAGAACCUGUGGAGCCCUUGCUAUGAAUUGGAGAACUUCUUUGGGCCCAACAACAGCAACUCGAUGAAUCUGAGCGAGUACUUCAACGUAAACGAUGCCACCUUUGAGAGCAACAUCGGGUACCUGUUCGAAGGAUGUCCCGACAUCGACGACUGCAGCACCAGGCAUGGCACAGGCCUGGCGGCGCUCAGUUUUCUCAAGGAAGGUGACGAUAAUAUGAAGGAUGUUCCAGACAUGGAUGCAGAAUUAACUCCUCAAGCAAACGAUGUCUCCUGCCCUCCAAAAAUGAUCACUGUGUGUAAUUGA
Molecule: messenger RNA, 1368 nt
Organism: Triticum turgidum subsp. durum (durum wheat)
Lineage: Eukaryota; Viridiplantae; Streptophyta; Magnoliopsida; Poales; Poaceae
Source: the annotation of a GenBank genome assembly